UCUUUUUUACAGCUGACUCACUGGCAAAGCCCUCACUUCCAUGCUUACUUCCCUGCUUUGACAUCGUAUCCCUCAAUUCUGGGUGAAAUGUUGUCCUGUACCUUCAACAACAUUGGUUUUACUUGGGCCUCGAGCCCAGCAGCUACAGAAUUGGAGUCCCUGGUCAUGGACUGGCUUGGGAAGAUGAUUGGAUUGCCUGACGAAUUUUUUCACUCUACUCCAACUAGCAAUGGUGGAGGGGUUAUCCAGACUACUUUGAGUGAGACGACUUUGGUCACGAUGUUUGCUGCUAAAAAAGAAGCUGUUACCCGGUAUUUGGAGACCAAUCCUGGCAGCAACCCUGGCAACGCUUAUGGAAAACUUGUCGCAUAUGCCUCGGAUCAAGCUCAUUCGUCUGUCCUGAAAGGAACAAUGAUCGCGUCUGUAAUGUUCCGCUUAGUGGAGUCGAACCCUGGGGAUUUCAAGAUGAAAGCUUCAACUUUGCAAGCACUAGUAAAUGCUGACAAAGCUGCGGGUCUUAUACCUUUCUAUGUGGUCGCUUCACUUGGAUCGACGGGCGUUUGUUCGUUCGACGACUUGUCGGAAAUCGGGCCGAUUUGUAAAAAGGAAAAGCUAUGGCUCCACGUCGAUGCAGCAUAUGCUGGUUCCUUCUUGGUUUGUCCCGAAUUCCGAUAUUUAAUCAAUGGAAUCGAAAACGCUGAUUCCUUUGCCUUCAAUCCGUCGAAGAAUCUCCUGGUCAAUUUCGACUGCACCGCCAUGUGGAUCAGAGAUCGUGCUUAUCUGCACAGAGCUUUUGAUGUUGAUCCUUUGUACCUGAAGCAUGCGAACACAGCAGGAAAUCGUGAAUUUCUCCAGCAUUGGCAAGUUCAACUCAGCAGACGCUUCAGGUCAUUGAAGCUGUGGUUCGUCAUCAGGAAUUAUGGCAUUGAAGGGAUCCAAAAGAUGCUCAGAAAGCAAAUAGAAUUGGCCAAACUGUUCGAAAACCUCGUCAGAAGCGAGAGCAUUUUUGAGAUUCCCGCAAAACGCCAUCUCGCACUCAUCGUGUUUCGGUUAAAAGGCAUGGAGAACGAAAUGACGGAAAUUCUGCUGAGACGAAUGAACGCUUGCGAAAAAAUGCAUUGCGUGCCAACGUCGCUUCAAAAGAAAUUUGUCAUUCGAUUUUGCGUGACUUCGCACAGAACAACUGAAGAGGACAUCAGGAAAGAUUUUGCACUCAUCAAAUCUUUGGCACACGAGCUUCUGGUUGAAACUGACCACGGAAAACGCAGACCUCGACUCAGCUUUUCCGCCUCUCCGAAUGCCGAGACUUCUGCCAAAAGAAGGAGUUCUUUGUCCCAAAAUGAAGCUUUGAAUUGGAGUGCUACCAUGGAGCAAGAAGGAACUAAAGACGAGAGGAAGAUGGCUUAAUCAAUUUCCAUAAUGUGAAAAAAUGCAUCAAUUUUAGUUUAUUUUUGUGUAAGAAAUAUAAUUCUUUUGUUGAA
Molecule: messenger RNA, 1481 nt
Organism: Notodromas monacha
Lineage: Eukaryota; Metazoa; Arthropoda; Ostracoda; Podocopida; Cyprididae
Source: the annotation of a GenBank genome assembly